Portunus trituberculatus (swimming crab) is the source of this 1872-nucleotide messenger RNA. RefSeq names its product alkaline phosphatase-like. The transcript is spliced from 14 exons. The record is from RefSeq and is a predicted model, not a curated record. Gene Ontology annotation, biological process: dephosphorylation. Bases 169 to 1845 code for a protein of 558 amino acids. Gene Ontology annotation, molecular function: alkaline phosphatase activity. NCBI's taxonomy places the organism in Eukaryota, Metazoa, Arthropoda, Malacostraca, Decapoda, Portunidae.
UCCCCUGGACAGUGUUAAGGGAGGGUGUGCGCCGCGACUCUCCCGCCUUCCCAUCCACGCUGCCUGUCAAAAAGUGCAGUGUUUCUUAGGCCUACAGAGGAGACAUAGGCCUAAGUUUUUGGUGGAGAGUUCGUGUACGUGAUUUGCGUCCGUGUAUAUAUCAGCAGCAUGAGGGGCGUGGCGUGGGCGGCCGUGGCGGUGGUGGUGGUGGUGGUGGUGGGCGUGGCUGGGGUGCGAGACAACAAACCACUGAAGGACAGAGCAGGCGACGAGAACUACCACAGGCAACGGAAACUGCAGUACAAGAAGGCGAAAAAAGGCUCUUCCUACGACACUGUCCCAUUUAUUGAUCCUGAAGACCAAGCUUACUGGAACAAGAAGGGACAAGAUGAACUGGACAAACAGCUCCUGAAUCGCCCAGUGCUAAGGAAAGCCAAGAACAUUAUACUCUUCCUGGGCGAUGGCAUGUCAAUCUCCACCGUGACAGCUGCCCGGAUCUUGAAGGGACAGUACUCGGGGCUCUGGGAGAAGGAGAAUCUGGAGUGGGAGAUCUUUCCUUACUCUGCUAUUAUCAAGACGUACACCACUGACAGCCAGGUUGCAGACAGCGCCGCCAGUGCCAACGCUUACCUGUCCGGUGUGAAGAGCAACAAGGGCACAGUGGGAGUGGAUGUCAAUGUUGAGCUGAGGAACUGUUCGGCCCAGCUGGAUGAGUCUUUCCACCUGUCCUCUAUCGCUGACUGGUUCCAGAACGCGGGAAAGAGCACAGGUUUUGUCACCACCACGAGAGUCACCCACGCCACGCCCGCAGCUCUGUACGCCCACGUCGCCAACAGAGAGUGGGAGGACGAUGAGGAGGUGCGGCGUGACAGAGAAGACCCAGACACGUGUGAAGACAUCGCGGAACAACUUAUCUUCAGUGAAACGGGCAAGAAAUUCAAGGUUGUGAUGGGAGGAGGACGAAGAAACCUGCUCCCGAAGACAGUUAGGGACGUGGUAGAGAACAAGAAGGGAUACAGAAAUGACGGAAAGAAUCUGAUUGACAUUUGGAAGCGGCAGAAGGCAUCCAGUGGUUCCAGGGCGGCCUAUGUGUCAAAUAGGCGCGAUUUAUUAGGCUUAGACACUUCCAACACUGAUUAUCUGCUGGGCCUCUUCGGAUACAGCCACAUGGAUUACACAAUAGAGAGGGACAACACGCAGGACCCGAGCCUCCCUGAGAUGACCAAGGCCGCGCUGGAGAUCCUACAGAGGGAUGCGGGGGGUUACUUCCUGCUGGUGGAGGGCGGCCUGAUCGACCUGGGGCACCACGGGAACAAGGGCAAGAAGGCGCUGACGGAGACACUGGAGAUGGACGAGGCUGUGAAGGUUGUCCUCUCGAUGGUGAACCUGCAGGAGACACUGGUGGUGGUGACGGCUGACCACGGCCAUUCCCUCUCCAUCAACGGCUACCCCUCCCGCCACACUGACAUCCUAGGGGUGGCUGAAGUAAGCGGCGAGGAUUAUCUACCCUACUCUACCCUACUCUACGGGAACGGGCCUGGCUACCGUAUCCACACCCCGGGGAACAGACCUGACCCCUCCCGGCAGGAUAUGGGUGACGUGAACUACAGACAAGACGCCGCUGUCCCGCUCUCCUCCGCCGCCCACUCAGGCGAUGACGUGGGUUUGUGGGCGACAGGUCCUCACGCCCAUCUCUUCACGGGCGUACAUGAGCAGAACUACAUCGCCCACGCCCUCGCCUAUGCCGCCUGUGUGGGGAAUGGGCGUACCUUCUGCGGGGGUGGCGUCAGGAGAAACCGAGGAGCGAGAGUGUGUAGAGGGCGAGGGCAGAGGCAAUGGUGCUAAAAUGUCGAGAUUAAAUUAUUUCAUCUU